CACGAUUGAUUUUAAAGUAAAAUGUAUACAUUUUAAGUAUAGAAAUUAACAUCAAAUAUUUUUUUAUUGUUAUCGGCUAUUUCAAAAUAGGCUUUAUGUCAUGUCGAUAAACUGUAAGCAGUGUGAAGUGUAGAUGGUAUUUUUUUCGAAUUCAAGACUGAAUUCGAUUAUGUUAAAAUACGAGCUUGAGGGAGAUGAUUCCAAGUCAGUGUCAAUGACUGACUCACUUCAACUUCAGGCUUCAGCUCAGCGGUGUCUCACUGACUGUGACUCGGCACUGACUUAUUUAGGUGGACUUUAAAGUUUAUGGAUAGGGAAAAAAAUAAUUGAAGAAAUCUAAGCUAUGGAAUUAAAUAAAAAUCACGAGAAUCAAUCGCUGUGUUGUGCGGAAGGUGUUUUAUCUCCUAAUAAGCAAUAGUCACAAAUAUGGAGUCUAACAGCAGGGAGUACAACACAUCGGAAAAAUUGUCCAGUGCUAAAAUGGGAUUUUGCGGGUCGAAAUCCAAUGCCAUGAGUGUUAAAGAUGGUGUCAUACAGAAUGAAUGUUUCGUCGAUGUUCUGAACAUAAUCCCUCAUGCUCUACUCGCUUUGGUCAGCAUAUUUAUACUGACCGUCUGGAAUCAUUCGGUCAUCGGGAAGCUGAAGGUAAAAACAUGGGUGCAUUACCAGUGCCACAAUCUGCGAUGGAUCUGCACGUUAUCUCUGCUUGCAACCAUCAUCGUUGAGAUAGCUGAGGGCUUCAUCAGUGACCUCAAUGACCCAGACUCCACAAACUACCAUGCGUUUGUGCCGGCCUGCGUUGCGUUUCUUGGGGCCUUACUUAGCAUUAUAUUCUACCACAAUGUGGAGCAGUGGAACUCUCCCCGUUUUCUUUUGCUGUUGCUCGUCUACUGGCCCAUGGCAAUAGUCCUGAAAUUUUUGAAGGCCUUGUCCAUUUUUAGGAAUGACCUGACCUUAGACCAUUUGAAGGUGUGGUUGGCCAUAAUUGAUAUCACCUUCUACAUGAUAUUGUUUAUUAUUGAGCUCAAUGUUCUUCGCUGUCAGAGAUAUGCAUUUUUUAAAAAUCACAGACGGAUGAGACCUCCGAGUGAUCUAGAAAACACCAAAUAUUUUCAAUCUUAUGUGAAUCUCCUGUCGCAGGCAGUAUAUUGGUGGGUCACUGACCUGUUAAUCCAGGGCUUUAAACACCCACUCACACUUAAAGAUCUCGGCAGACUUCCCCAGAGUGAGAAAUCGUCAAGGAUGUACAAAAAACUCCAGCUAAUAUUUGAAGAAGAAAAGUACAAAGCGACACAAAAGAAGAAAAAGCCCUCACUCAUGCUUAGUGUUCUGAGAGGAUCUUGGCAGAUGCUUUUUCUCUCUGGUUUGUUCCGCUUGGUAGGUGACUGCCUGGCCUUUGUAGGUCCUUUACUCAUAGAACGUAUCGUGGAUUAUGCUUAUGAUGUGGAUGACCACAGAGCUGCGAUGGCCUCCGCUAACUAUACAAGACCAGUUAAAGUAUAUCCAUUUGUGACUGUGGGACAGUUCUUCAGCAAUGGCUACGUGCUCUCUGUGGUACUGUUGUUAGCCUCUGUCCUGCAACACACCUUGUUACAGAAUCACCAUUUCAUUGUUAUACGAGAGGGUAUACGCAUUAGGACUGCUGUGCAGACCAUGGUGUACAGUAAAGCCCUGAAGUUGUCUACCCUAGAAUUAAAUGGUGGCUCUACCACUGUGGGACAGGUCAUGAACCAUAUGUCUAUAGACUCCACAUUUCUCAUGUUUUUCUUCUUUUUUGUUCACUACGUUUGGGCCAUCCCUUUGCAGGUGGCUUUGUCUUUGUUGAUCAUGUAUUACAAGUUAGGUCUGGCUGCUCUGAUAGGAGGUCUGUUUGUUAUAGCUGCUGGUCCAGUCAUGUACUUUCUAGGAGUGGCCAUGUCUAAUAUUCAAAAGAAAAUUAUGGUACAUUCGGAUAAAAGGGUAAAAAAAAUUAAUGAGGUGAUCCAAGGUAUAAAAGUCAUUAAACUGCUUUCUUGGGAGAAAGGUUUUAUUGAUUCCAUACAACGAACUCGAAAAGAAGAGCUCUCCUCACUAUUUGCAAACAACGUGUAUAAAGCAUUAAUGGGAUUUGUUGGUAUUUGUGCACCUGUUAUAGGAACACUUCUGACAUUUGUGUUGUAUCCAGUAUUGGAAGAGAAACCUCUAACAGCAGGGAAAACAAUGGCAGUAUUAGCUUUAUUUAAUCUUCUGCAAGGACCAUUACAAAUAAUGUCACUUCUGUCUGCUUCAGUAGCCAAUGCCCUAGUAAGUGCUCGUAGACUGCUGCCGUAUCUCACAGCCAGUGAGGUCACCAAGCCCCAGUCUUCACUGCCUAGUUUUUCAAAGUCCUGCAGCGUUGGCUUGGACUCAUCUGCGCCCUCAGGACAUGCAACAAUAGAAAAACUGGAUUCCGUACUCUCGGUUGAUGGGAAAAGCCAGUCACAUCAUGGCACUUUUGAACUCCUGCCACUAGAUAAAGACCAUCGCUCAAGUCGAAUCAGCCUGAAUUCCAGUGCUAGUGUUAAGGUGAACACACCCAGCCAUACUGCCAACGAUGGACGCGGGGACCAGAAGCUGACGGCUCACACUGGUGUACCCUUGAGCAGCAGUGGAGGAAGCAUGAAGGCCAGUUUUCUGGAGCCGAAGAGGACCAAUCUGAGCCGCAAUGCUACCAGCUCAGAACUGCUUGAUGUUAAGCCGAAUCCUGCACUCAUUAGGAAGUCAAGUGCCCCAGCCCUGGCUGUUUCGGAAAUUACGGGUGAUUAUAAACGGAGAAGACAUCACAGUCAGCGUUCUGUUGAAGAUGACGAAAACGCUAUUGAAGAUGGUUCCAUCAUGGACCUGUUUAACACUGUGGAGGUACAAGGUGGGAACUUCUCAUGGGAUUUGAAGAAACAAGAAGUUUCCUUGAAAGAUAUAACUGUCAAAAUACCAACAGGUAAACUGACAAUGAUUGUAGGACCAGUUGGCUCUGGUAAAUCUUCAUUACUUUCUGCUUUUCUGGGGGAAAUGGCUCAAAUAUCUGGAACUAUGUUUAAGCCAAGGAAUAUCAGUAUAGCAUAUGUCUCACAGAGACCUUGGUUGCUGAAUGCAUCCCUCAAAGAGAACAUAACUUUUGGCAAGCCAUUUGUAUGGAGAAAAUACAAGAAAGUCAUUUCAUCCUGUGCAUUAAGUUCUGAUAUUGACCAGCUGCCUGCAGCAGAUAACACUGAAAUUGGCGAAAAGGGUGUCAAUUUAAGUGGAGGCCAAAAACAGAGAGUAACUAUAGCCAGAGCUUUGUAUGCCGAGGCAGACGCAAUAUUUCUAGAUGACCCGUUCUCUGCCCUGGACAGUUAUGUGGGCAGGCAUGUCAUGGAGGAGGCUGUACUGAAGAGGCUCGUUAAGAGGAACAAGACGGUUGUCAUGGUUACUCAUCACAUACAGUACUUGACCUAUGCCCACCAGGUCAUUGUCAUGUCCAACGGUCAUAUUCAUUAUCAAGGGAAAGUGGGCGAAGUGAAGAAGUUUGACCCUGACCUUUAUGAAGUCUGGAGGAAAGCCAUUAAAGACGCCAAGGCAGCGGAAAUAAACCAAAAGUUUGAAGGCGGGGAUUACCUCCACCUGGAGAGAAAACAUAGCGGUGGUAGUCAGGUUAGUCAUGAUACAAUGCCUCGUCCUUCUUCCUCCCAGUUCCUUAGACGUCAAUCGCAGCUCAGUGUGCCAGGCAUGACUGCGGGAUUUCCCGUCACACGCAAAAUGUCGGCCAUGUCUGUGAUGACUGAAGCUAGUAAUGAAGAUGCAGGAGAUCUUAGUCCCCAUGAUGACGAAGUGGAUGAAGGUGCGGCACAAGUGAAAGGUGCUACAGACCAAUCUGAAGAAAAAGGGAAACUAAUCAAGCAGGAGUUUCGAGAAACUGGUGCAGUGAAUAUGUGGGUCUACUUGAGAUAUUUACGUUCGUGCUCUGUGACCCUGUGCAUAUUGUCACUUCUCCUACAACUGAUCUAUCAUUCUUUGAUAGUAGCUUCCAACUUUUGGCUCUCUGUGUGGUCCAGCGAUUCCAAUUUUUAUGCACGGAACGCAACAGCUCAUGCUAGAAACAACACUGUGGAUGUGGAGUUUGACAACACGCCCUACCUCAUGACCUUUAUCUACCUGUCUGUCGGCUCUGUGCUUGCCACUUUGGUUGGAUGUCUUAUCAUUUAUCAGACAGGCUACGUGGCAUCUAAGAAUCUCUUUACCAACAUGUUGGUCACUGCCAUGCACUUCCCAAUCAGGUUCUUUGACACUAAUCCAAGUGGAAGGAUUAUCAACAGAUUCUCAGGAGAUGUGGUGGCCAUUGACCAACGUCUGGGAGGUCACAUAGAGAAUCUACUACGCUGUACAUUUUUCACCAUGUCUGCCAUUAUUGUCAAUGCAGUGACGUCCCCUUACUUCCUUUUUGCUGCUGUGCCCUUUUUCAUUUUGUACUACUGCUUGCAACGUUUUUUCCGAUCAACUGCAAGAGAACUGCAGAGGUUAGAUAGCAUUACAAAAUCUCCAAUAUUCUCUCAUUUCUCUGAGACUCUCAAUGGUCUGGCAGUCAUAAGAGCAUUUGGGGUACAGACUGACUUUAAAAGAAGAGCAUUCAAAUCUAUAGAUGUGAACGUCACCCCAUUUCUGUUCAUCCAUACAGCCAACCGGUGGCUCGGGAUACGUCUGGAUUACAUGAGCUGUCUGAUGGUCUUUAUCUCUACUGUGGCCAGCUUGAGUUCUGGGCUACAUGGAAUGUCUAAUCCAGCAUUUAUAGGAUUGUGCAUCACAUAUGCACUUAUGGUCUCAGGACAGUUGAAUUGGAUUGUACGUAUUUCAACUGAGGUGGAGAUGAGCAUGAAUGCAGUCGAGAGAGUCUUGGAAUACACUGACAUGGAAGUGGAAAAGUUAGUCACAGCCGAAGCUGCCGUCUCAGUUCCUGAGUCCUGGCCCAGUGUUGGCAGGGUAGAAUUCAUUGACGUCACCUUGAGCUAUGCUCUGGACCAAGACCCUGUACUACAUAAAGCUUCAUUUGUAAUAGAGGGGGGACAGAAGAUUGGUAUUUGUGGCAGGACAGGAAGUGGGAAGUCCUCCACCAUUCUUGCUCUUUUUCGAAUGCUGGAGAUUAUCGAAGGCACUAUCUUGAUAGACUCCUUGGACAUUAAGAGAGUUGACCUUGCCACACUGCGGGCUAGGCUGGCCAUCAUUCCUCAGGAUCCAGUACUUUUUACAGGAACUAUCAGAUUUAACCUUGACCCCAAUAAUGUCAAGUCUGAUGAAAAGUUGUGGUCAGUAUUGGAAACUGUCCAGAUGAAAGAAGCUGUGACUGCCCUGCCAGAACAGUUAGAUGCCCAAGUUACUGAAGGGGGAGAUAAUCUAAGUGUGGGCCAGCGGCAGUUAAUAUGCAUGGCUCGGGCAUUUCUGAGAGAUGCCAAGAUCAUCAUCAUGGACGAAGCCACAGCCUCCAUUGACCAGGAAACUGACAGCAAGAUCCAGUCCAUUUUACACAGUGCCUCCCAGCAGCAUAAAACUAUUAUAACAAUUGCUCAUCGCAUAUCAACCAUCAUGAACUACGACAAAGUAUUGGUCUUAGAAUACGGUGAAGUGAAAGAGUUUGGACCCCCGACAGAACUGGCUAGCAAUGAGCUCAGUGUAUUUUACAGCCUCUUGCACGGGACACAAGACUCAAACAUCAAAUGAGCGUUGUGUGCUCACCAAAAUGGAAUCCUAAACUGCUGGACAUAUCAACCCUUCCCAAGCCUUCUUUAUCAUCAUUUGUUCUACUGGUAACUGUCUCAACUGCAUCAGGCUGUGAGUCCUCUCAGGUAGACGCAACAACAGCCGACCAUAUUAAAUAGAAUUCGUAAUUGGAUUAAAUAGAAAAUUAAAUACAAGGAUAAUUUGUUUCCCACAAGCUCAACUAACUAAAUGCUUUCUUGUAAAUAAGUCUACUUUCCCCCAGGGGAAAGGCUUUGUAUAAAACUUCCUGAAAUGUCUUUUCCCCAUUGGUGACGCUCGAUUGGUUCAGGACAUGAUUAGAUAAUGUUGUUAGUGUGCGACCACCUGUACACUAUUUGGGCAACUUGGCAAAGCUUUGUUAAAGCUUGUUAGAUUCAGAUUUAUUUUUUUUUAACUAUUUUUGAGUCUUGGCAUGUAGAUUUUUAUUUGGCCCGAUUGCUUGCAAAUGUAAAAUAUAUUUUUGGAAUGUUUUUUAUCAUUUCUUACCGGUUUUUUGGUCAUAACCUAUUUCUCUGUUCAACAAACUCUCAUUGUGUUCUGGUUCAUGUGAUUGAGAAUUUUUUGUAUUUAUUACUUGGUUUUAUAAACCUCAGUUGACAUCAACAGACUUACCUCUGAAGCAUCUUUCUAACUAUGUAGCCUUCCUCUGUUAGCUGUCUUAUCCCUAAAUACCUACAAUUCCCUAUGUAGCGUUCCUCUGUUAGCUGUCUUAGCCCUCGCUGCAAGUUUUUAGGUAGCUUUUCUCUGUUAGCUGUCUUAGCCCUUGCUGCAAGUUUUUAGGUAGCUUUCCUCUGUUAGCUGUCUUAGCCCUCGCUGCUAGUCCGUACGCAGUUUUCCCAUUUGCUCUUUUAGCCUCACUAAAAGCUCCCACAAGGUCUGAAAAGGGAACUUUACAUUUUACUUUACAAAAGCUCCCAUAGCUUCCAACUGAUGGACUUAAAGCCCUGCUGUUAGAUUGUUUCAUCGUGACAAAAGGUCAGGGCUGUGAGAGUCUUUGUCAUAGUACCCUGUUCUUUUUUGUGUGUAACUACUUGAUUGUACAUUAUUAGAUAAGUCAUGAAUCUAUAGAGUGUGCUAGUGUAUAAUGUUAGGCACUUCCACGCUGUGUCUUAUGCAGAUAAGUCAAAUGGAGGUAACUCUCAAAUAAUGAAAUCAAAUAACACAGGCCAAAGGCCAACAGUAUAAGUUAAUCGACGCUGAUACCGAAUGUUGAAGCUAAAUUUCUACAUUCAUAAAACCUGCCUCUCUCUAUAGCCAUCGAAAGUAGUCUACAUUACACUAUUCUUCCCAAGAUUCCUAGUCUUGUGUUUACUAGUCUUGUCAUUGUAUCUAAGUCAAAACUUUCUCUUUCUAUGAAACAAAUAAUUAAUUCCUAGUUGUACCAUAAUAAAAUCAGAUCUAACAUAAAAUUAGCAAUGAGAAAAUACUAUGAGUCCAUCUAGCAGGUGCAAGUUAACCAUUCAAGGGAGGCUAAUGUAACAUUCAUAAUAGUUUGUGGUUGAAAUCCUUCAUUAGGAAAGCUAUUUAUUUCUGUGGAGAGUGAGACAAGUGUUUGUGACUUGGCUUGAUAUGUGUGUGUGUUGUCUCUAAAUGUAAAAGUCAAGGUGCCAAAGAAUACUUUGAAAUAUGUCAAACUUACAAAUAUCACUCAUACAUUCACACUGAGACGCUAUCCCACUUACCAACCCACUCACAGUCUCACACACUUACCAGCCUACUCACACUGUCUCACACACUUACCUACCUACUCACACUAUCCUUUACACCAACCCACUUACUAUUUCUCACACACUUACCAACCCACUCACACUAUCCCUCACACCAACCCACCCACACUAUCCCACUGACACCAUCCCGGUUUUGAUCAUUAUUUAUCAACUCUUAGCGUUUGUGACUCUCCCCCCCCCCCCCCCUCUUAUUUUAAUUUGAACUUCAAAGCCAUAGUUACAGAUGUGUUCAUGUGACCCAAUGAAACAAAGGUGAACAAAGUUGCUGGUAGGAUUUUUCAUAAGAGUUAAGAAAUCACACACAAAAAUUAAUUCUGUCGAAUAUUUUUUUUUCUAUUUUUAAGUUAUUGUUCACAUCUAAUUAAAACUUUUAAAAUUUGUUUUCCCCGAUAAUGGAAUUGUAUUGGAUACUCUCACCAUUGUAUUGGAUACUCUCACUGGAUUUUCAAAAAACAACUGUUUUUAUCUUACAAAUAAAUUGCUUAGACAUCUUAAAAUGCCAACAACAAACCUUUGAGUUGGGUCACUUUGAAAUGUUAUUUUAACAUAAUUAGUUCUUAUCACUGGCAUUUUAAUCUUGUUACAUUUUAAAAUCUUGUAUCAAAGCCACCACUGGACAGAAACAAAGCAAUUAUGUUUUUGUUGUAGCUUAAUGGAAAGGCCUUUAGUUUAUAACUCAUGAAUGACGCAACACAUUGUGAGGCCAUUAGUUUAUAAUUCAUGAAUGACGCAACACAUUGUGAGACACCUUUCAUUAAUACCUAAAUUUUUUGUUGAAGUUCUAUUUUCGUACCAAUAUCCAUGUUCUCAACAAUAUGUACAUAGCAUAUAUAUAUAUAUAUACAUGAUGUUGAUCUAUUUAAAUUUUGUGUACUUAACAUAUUUAUAUCAUCACUGAUGUCUUUGCACAAUGAGACCAUAACUUAGUUACAGCAUUGAUGUUUUUAUUUUAAUUGUGUUCAUAGCAAAGUUGUAUGAUUUAUACCUUUUUAAAAAUAUGUAAAAUGUACCUGGCAUAUUGAGGUAGUCAGUAAUCUAUUGAAGUAAUUAGCAAUGUAUUGAGGCUUAUAUGGCUCCCUCUGUCUCAGAAGACAAUCGAUACGCCCUGAUGAGUCACUGGUUUUGGUUAUUCUGUUGAGGUAUAGUCAGAAACCUAUGUGAUUUUGACUCACAGGGAGCUACUGAAGGCUUGAGAAACUUUUCUUAAGUGACGAUGUGUUCUUGAAGUAGUUUUUAUAAAAUAUUUAUAUGCAUAUAUAAUUCAUUAACUAACUAAACAGUGCUACUGUAUAUAAAAAAAUAACCAAAAAUAACAACUCCUGUGUAAGGUCUAAUGUGAACUUUUGGAAUGAUAAAAAAAUGGUUGUGGUUUCUUAAAGAUGCUUGAAUAGUGCAUCUAAUUCUAAAAUUCAAAUUUGAACAUUUUCUUUUACAUAUAUAUAAACUAAUAGUAAUGUAUUUAUUACUUCAUGUCACAGAAAUACCAUUUUUAAAUGUCAUUUUGUCACUCUAAGAAAUCAGCUUAGCAGACUAUUGAUCUUUGAGUCAUUUGCACAUCUUAUCAACUAUCCUAUGUAAGAAAUGAUGAAAGCCUAUUGUGAUGGCCUCCAAAUCUGAUGUAAGAGUACAAUGUUUUCUGUUGAAUAUGUUUUUUGUGAUGAUAUUAUACUUAAUAGUCCGUCAUCAAUCUGUCAGCAGUUUUUUUUUAUAUACAUAUUAUAUACACAUGUAUACACAGAGGGAUUCUCUUAAUGCUAAACCCCAGAGAACAUAAAGUAUUGUUUUUAAGCUCUAAAUUAUGAAUCUUAUUAUGGAGAUUUGAGAAGCAAAACUACUGGGGAUUUUCACACUAAACUUUAAUCAUGCUAAUCUGCUCUUUUGUUUUCACUGUUAUUUUUAAGACCUGGUAACAUGCUGUAAGCAAUAAAAUGCAGAAAGAAAGAAAAGAAAGCCAUGUGAAGAAAUGUGGUGGUGAUAGAUUGGAAGCUGAAGAAAAAAUAGAAACAUUGGGAAAGAUUUUGAAAUACACA
Biomphalaria glabrata is the source of this 9502-nucleotide messenger RNA. Its product is annotated as ATP-binding cassette sub-family C member 9-like. NCBI's taxonomy places the organism in Eukaryota, Metazoa, Mollusca, Gastropoda, Planorbidae. The coding region runs from base 427 to 5706 and encodes 1759 amino acids. Gene Ontology annotation, biological process: potassium ion transport; transmembrane transport. The transcript is spliced from 38 exons. Gene Ontology annotation, molecular function: ATP binding; ABC-type transporter activity; ATP hydrolysis activity. The record is from RefSeq and is a predicted model, not a curated record. Gene Ontology annotation, cellular component: membrane.